Molecule: messenger RNA, 498 nt
Organism: Periconia digitata
Lineage: Eukaryota; Fungi; Ascomycota; Dothideomycetes; Pleosporales; Periconiaceae
Source: the annotation of a GenBank genome assembly
UACCAACCUCAAUCAACAACCUUCCACACAUAUACACACACACUCCGCAUCAAUUUGUAUAACAUCGACUCAUCCUCAACAAACACCAUGUCUGCUCUUCCUCCCAACUCUCCUUUCGGCGGUCUGCCAUCCUCCCCAAGGGCCUUCCGUCAAACACUCGACCCCAUCAACACCUCUCUCCGACCAGCAACAUCUGGCAACCCAUCUCCCUACACCGACUCAGCUUCCGAGAAGCAAAGUCCCCAAAGCUUCAUCGACAACCGCCAACGCAACCGCGAUUCUCUCAUCUUCGCCAACGCAACCAUCCCUCUGAGCCCCAAUGCAUCCCCAAUCAUGGAGUACAAGGAGCAGCCCUUUGACGGGCUCGCACCACGCCCUCGCAACGGCCUAGCGCGACUUUUCUGCUGCUUCGGACGCGAGGAGCGCGCUCGCCGACGUGCUAUGCGGUUUGCGGAGUACGAAAAGGUCGGCGAGAAGUGCCACUGGACUGAAUUGUAA